Messenger RNA from Mycena citricolor, 2886 nucleotides. The record is from the annotation of a GenBank genome assembly. NCBI's taxonomy places the organism in Eukaryota, Fungi, Basidiomycota, Agaricomycetes, Agaricales, Mycenaceae.
GCGACCACCCUCGCCCCUCCUUCCCUCCGCUACAGAUACGAAUGCACUUAUUCAACUCAUUGAUCCAACAGGAACCCCAAAUCGUGUUGAAUUGCUCUUUCGGGCAAGAAAGUCCUCGAACGUCUGGAGCUCGCUUCUGGCAAAACUGUCCCUCUGUGCUCAAUGGAUCAAAUGACAGCUGGAUGAACAGGCAAGUGGCUUCCGAGCGUUUGGAAACGAGAAAAACUUCCGCUUGUGAUGUGCACCGAUACAGUGGAAUCGAUCGUUGUGUCUUGAGCUCCAGAACUUGCGCCGAUGUAGAUUCUAGAAUUUCCACAGCGGGUCCUUACACAAGUCAUCGAUUCAUCGAAACAAUGAUCGAUGCAACAUCUAGCGGGAAUUCACCAACACAAGUCUCGGAAACCGAGUGUUCUGGAACUGAUCCAAGCCCUUCGGGAGCAGGGAAACUCGAGAUUGCACCAUGUGAAAUCUAAUCCACCGUCACGUCAUAUGCUUGCACAUGUUCGAGGCGAAUCUCUAAAAGUCCACACUGCUCAACGCGCUUCUAUCGGGCAGCUACACAAAUCGGCUUCGAAUAUGGGGAAGACGCUUGCAAUGGUGACAAUCCUGAUGACGGAGUCGAUCAUCCGGACGAUUUUGACGCUAUCUUCGUCCAAAAAUAGCACCUGGACUUGCCUAACCUCGGGACUCUGCGCCUGAAAACAACGACGGUGAUAUCUCGGAACGCGUUGGGCGAAUAAUUGGAUGCACUCGGGGGUAAGCAUUGUCUGGUUUAUUGCGAAGAAGGGUCGGACAGUCAUUUUACAGCUCAAAACAUAUCUGCAGGAUUUGCCUGCCCACGAGAACGGUGUUCUACAUUAGUCAGACGGGAAUAGAACUGAUUCCACUGUUUCGAAAACUCGGGAUGAUCUUGUCGAAAUUUGUUCCGCGGAAAGCGUCGACAUCAAAAGGGUCAAGGACUUGAGCUAGUCGCAACCUUUCGGCUUCCAGCGAGCUUUUCUCAGAUAUUUCAAAUCGCACAAAUGACGCGCGCAGCUUGUUGAUGCUCACCGACAGGCAUCGGCGCAUGACCCCGCGCCACCAACUUUGAACUGACCAGCAACGUGGCGUGGUUUCUACCAGGCGUCGUCAUCGGGACCCUCGUAGGCGAUCACGAUCGGCCGAUUCGGAGGUAGAAACAAGCGGGACCGAGAUUGACAGACGAAGCAAGGAAGCUACAGGUCACCCAACAGAAAAGGGGAUCCCACCGAAGCUUGAUCGCGGGCCGUUUACAACAUGUGAAGGUGAUUGGGCGAGCCAAGCAGCCAGGCCGACUGGCCCUAUCGGCAGAAUGGGAGCUGCAUAAGGUGCCCGUGCCGCCUUGCGAUUUUUCAUUAUCACCUCCAUGCCCCCGUUUUGGAAGGAUUCGGACUGCGCCGCUUAUACCUCCAUAUGGCACGUGCGACAGGCGCACCACGGUCCGCUUCUCGGCCUCAUGUUCCCGCUCUCUGUUGUCGCUGGGAGACGCAUCGGCCCAGGCCAAGUUCGCAUUUGCAUGCAAUAAUCCAAAUAACGCGCUCGAGACCAAUGACGAAGCCCAUAUGAGUACAGACGUCCCUUAUAAGUGUAAGAUAUGGGAAACCAAUCUUCACCAUGGUUUUCUUGCACACAGUCAGUCUCUCCCUCCUCUCUCUGGCGCUCUCCGCCCGGGCCUCCUUCCAGGACUUUGGCAUCCCCCAGUCGGACGCCACCGUCAACGUGCGCGUCUUCGAUGUGGGAACGACCACAAUGGCCAACGCGAUGGCGCUGUUUGUGCAUCCUGUGCUGACCGGCCGGGAGAACAUGACCUCGUCGAUGCUCUCGUUCUUGAUCGAGCACAACGGGAAACGGAUGUUGUUCGAUCUGGGGAUGAGGAACGACACCCAGAACUUUUCGCCCACCGUCGCCAGCUACUUCCCCGGACUCGUUGCCAAGCUCGACGAGCCGAACGGAGAGAUCACUGGGAUCUUGGAGACGGCCGGAAUCGCUCUCGACACCGUUGACGCUGUGAUCUGGAGCCACGCCCAUUUCGACCACAUCGGAGACAUGUCCAAGUUCCCGAACAGCACCGAACUGAUCAUCGGAUCCGAGACCGACAUGGAUACUUACCCUCAGGUUCCCACCGCGAGCUUGAAGGCUGAGGAUUUCGCCGGCCGCACUGUGACCAAGAUCGAUUUCUCAAAGGCCAACCUCACGUUCAGUGGCCUCAAAGCCAUCGACUACUUUGGAGACGGAAGCUUCUAUCUUAUGGAUACUCCUGGUCACAUGGCGGGCCAUAUCACGGCGCUGGCUCGCACCACCAACUCUUCGUUCAUCGUCCUCGGUGCCGACACCUUCCACCAUCCUGGCGAGGUUCGUCCCCGUCCCGCAUUCCAGCAACAGUACCCCUGCCCCGCCCAUCUGCUCGAGGACGCCAAGGCGAUCUCCACUGACUACUUCUGGUCGCCCAAAAGCAGCUCGGGCGCAUUCGACCUCGCCUCGCGACCGGAGCAGCUCUUCGCGGUGUCAGACACUGCAGGCUCGUUCUACGCCGAUCCAGUCACCUCGGAGAUCUCGAUCGUGAAGCUCGCGAACUUUGAUGCGGAUCCGGACUUUUUCGUGCUCGCCUCGCAUGACAUCAGUCUGCGCGGAGCGAUCCCCGUGUUCCCUGCGUUCUUGAACCAGUGGAAGCAGCAGCAACUGAAGGAGAACAGCGUGUGGGGAUUCCUGAACAAGUCGAGCCCGUCCUUCAUCUUCACGACGGUCUGACGGCUGAACGGCGUGGGGGUUAAAUUAUAGACACAGAUAGACUAUUCUAAUUUUAUUUCCGGAACAAUGACGAUCGGUCAUCUCUCCGACCUAGACCAUCAUUUGGAACCCUCUCUUCGC